GACAAAUGGCAGUUGCGCCUUCGAGCCCGACCGGCGACCUUGUUUGACAUUGUCCUAACAGCUGAGAGCUCUUCAAUAAUAAUAAUUAUUCUUGACCUCAUGAACUUAGUUAUCAGAUUACAACCUACGUGUAACUGCUACAACAUUAAGCAAGCCGCUGUAGUUGUAGAAAAUGUCUAACAUUGUGAUAAUUAAGACAAACCCUUACGAGGGCCAAAAGCCGGGCACAAGUGGUUUGCGUAAAAAAGUUAAGGUAUUUGUACAAGACAACUACACAGAAAACUUUGUUCAAAGUAUACUGGAUGCCAACAAGGAUUCCAUAAAAGGUUCCACGCUUGUAGUUGGUGGUGAUGGUCGCUACCUCGUCAAGGAAGUCGUUGAUAAGAUCAUAAAGAUUGCUGCUGGAAAUGGGGUUGGAAAGCUGAUUGUUGGACAAAAUGGUAUAUUAUCUACGCCAGCUGUUUCUCAUAUCAUCAGAAAGUUUAAAACUUUAGGUGGAAUCGUUCUCACAGCUUCUCACAACCCUGGUGGCAUUGACAAUGAUUUUGGAAUAAAAUUUAACUGCAGUAAUGGCGGCCCAGCACCUGACCACACAACAAAUGAAAUAUAUCAACUCAGUACAGCGAUCAAGCAAUACAAAAUUGUACCAGAUAUACAAUGCAAUAUUGAUAAAAUUGGUCUACAGAAAUUUAAGGUUGAAGACAGAGAAUUUAUUGUUGAAAUAAUAGAUUCUGUAAAGGAUUAUGUUGAUUAUAUGAAGGAGAUAUUUGACUUUCCAAAAAUUAAGACUCUAUUGCAAGGAUCAGAGCGCCGAAAGCCUUUUAAUAUACUUAUUGAUUCCAUGAAUGGAGUAACCGGUCCCUAUGUAAAACGUAUUUUCAUAGACGAGUUAGGAGCCACAGGAAAUAAUGUUCGUAGAAUUGUACCUUUAGAAGACUUUGGUGGAGCUCAUCCUGAUCCGAAUCUGACAUAUGCGGCUGACCUUGUAAAUGCGGUCAAGGGUGGGGACUAUGAUUUUGGUGCUGCGUUUGAUGGUGAUGGUGAUCGCAACAUGAUAAUCGGUCGCGAUGCGUUCUUCGUUACACCGUCAGACUCCCUGGCAGUGCUGGCAAAUAACCUCCACCACAUCCCGUACUUCCAGAAGACAGGUGUGAAGGGCUUCGCCAGAAGUAUGCCCACAGCUGCAGCCGUUGAUAGAGUUGCUGCUGCCACGGGAAAGGAGUUCUUCCAGGUGCCUACCGGUUGGAAAUAUUUCGGCAACCUUAUGGAUGCCGGGCGUCUCUCCCUAUGCGGAGAGGAGAGUUUCGGAACAGGUUCUGACCACGUGAGAGAGAAAGAUGGGCUCUGGGCGGCACUGGCUUGGCUCUCAGUUCUCGCGGCUACGGGUCUCUCUGUGGAAGAGAUUUUGACGAAACACUGGCAACAAUUCGGCAGGAACUACUUUACAAGAUAUGAUUACGAGGAGUGCCCCAGCGACCCCUGCAACGAGAUGAUGCAAGAACUGGAGAAGAGGAUGACGGCCCCUGGCUUCGUGGGCUCUCGUUACUCUGCUAAUGGGAAGGAGUAUAAAGUGUCAGUAGCUGAUAAUUUCUCCUACAUGGAUCCAGUAGAUCAGAGCGUCGCUAUGAUGCAGGGUCUCCGUAUAGUUUUUGAAGACGGAUCCCGUAUUGUGAUGCGUCUCAGUGGUACAGGCAGCUCUGGUGCAACUGUCAGAUUAUACAUAGACUCCUACGAAGCUAGUGAUGUCCUCGGCUCGGCUCAGGAAAAACUAGCGCCACUUAUUAGUGUUGCGCUGCAAAUAUCGGAACUGCAGAAGUACACCGGCCGUGACAAACCUACCGUUAUUACAUAAAUCUUGUGUGUUCAUCGAAUAAAUAAGGGAGCGUUCAAGUAUUACGUGUCGAAAUUUUUGGAGAUUCUUGACCCCUCCCCCCAUAUAACGAGCCCUAAUGAUUCUGUAUCCAAUAGUUAUACCUAAAACUUACCAUUAUGUGGUGUAAAGUACUGGAAAGUGGAUAAUAAUAUUAACAAUAACGCGUACUUCAAUCCCCGCCCCGCAUCGUAACGUGUUACAGGAGACCCCCCUCCCAAAUUCGUUACGUAAUACUUGAACGCUCCCUAACGAUAGUUACCAAUUGUUUAUCAUAACAGGAUUUGAGUGUAAGCUCAUAAUGGUUGCAAUGGAUUACGUGAUCUUUAAUAUAUAUUAGAUCAGCCCCUAAUUGUAUACUUAAAAGAUUUUUGAUACUUUAUAUAAAAGAUUUAUUUCGUUUUUUUAUACAUUUGAAUUGUUUUUUUUAACUGAAUUGAGAAUAAUAAUAAAGGGAAUGUUAUUUA
Molecule: messenger RNA, 2337 nt
Organism: Pieris brassicae (large cabbage white)
Lineage: Eukaryota; Metazoa; Arthropoda; Insecta; Lepidoptera; Pieridae
Gene: Pgm1
Product: phosphoglucomutase
Exons: 10
Coding region: 173-1852 (559 amino acids)
Biological process (GO): carbohydrate metabolic process
Cellular component (GO): cytosol
Molecular function (GO): phosphoglucomutase activity; magnesium ion binding
Source: RefSeq, a predicted model, not a curated record